This is a messenger RNA of Ziziphus jujuba (common jujube), 1757 nucleotides long. Its product is annotated as UDP-glycosyltransferase 71K2. The record is from RefSeq and is a predicted model, not a curated record. Lineage: Eukaryota; Viridiplantae; Streptophyta; Magnoliopsida; Rosales; Rhamnaceae. The coding region runs from base 162 to 1595 and encodes 477 amino acids. The transcript has a single exon. Gene Ontology annotation, molecular function: UDP-glycosyltransferase activity.
AAGACCAUUAAAAAAAAGAAAAAGAAAAAGAAAAAAAAUUAACAUAUUCAUAUAACAAAAAUCUUAACUAUUUCAAACAAACAGCCGGGCCUAGCACAUCUCAGGAUAAGAAAUACAAGGCCAAGGAAAGAUUUCAAUACUGAAUAUACCCAAUUUCCAAUAUGAAGAAAAUAAACCUUGUAGUCAUUCCCUUUGCAGGAGUCGGUCACCUUGUAUCCACCAUUGAAUUCAUAAAACGGUUACUGAGUCGUGAUGAUCGCUUCUCUGUAACAAUCCUCGUCAUCAAAUCACCACUUGAACAUUCUCUGGAUCCAAACACUUCUCCUCCUUCACUUCCUUCUUCCCAUCCCCAUAUUCAAUUCAUCAACGUUCGCAGUUUAAACCCGCCUCCAAUAGAAGUUUUUCUCAAAUCCCCAGAGAAAUACUUCACCCUUUACAUAGAGAGUUACAAGCUCAAAGUCAAGGAAAUCAUAGUUGACCAUGUGUUGCCCAACUCGGCUCCACUUGGUGGCUUGUUCCUUGAUAUGUUCAGCACCUCCAUGGUUGACGUAGCUCAAGAACUCGGUGUUCCUUCUUACGUGUUCUUGACCUCCGGUGCUGGGUUUCUGGGUUUCGUGCUCUACCUUCAGACACGGCACGACCGAGGAGGAGCUGAGUUCGAACUCUCGGAUAUCGAGUCAUACAUACCGAGUUAUGUGAACCCGGUUCCUUCCAGGGUUUUGCCUUCCUUAGCGUUCAACAGGGAAGGUGGAUACGUUUCGUUUGUGAAUGUUGCUAGGAAUAUGAAGAAGACAAAGGGUAUUAUUGUCAAUACGGUUUUUGAGUUGGAAUCCCAUGCGAUCAGCUCCUUGUUAAUGGACGGUGCAACUCCACCUGUUUAUGCAGUCGGACCGUUGAUCGACCAUAAAGGAGAGAGUCAUUUCCGGACUGAUCAGGCCAAGCGCGAUAAGAUCAUCAAAUGGCUUGAUGAUCAGCCUACGAAGUCGGUAAUAUUCCUCUGCUUUGGCAGCUUUGGGAGCUUUGGUGUACCCCAAUUGAGAGAGAUUGCAAUUGGGCUAGAACAAAGUGGGGCCCGCUUCCUUUGGUCAAUACGGCAAGCCAAAAGCAUAUUUGAAAUGCCAAUUGAGUGUGAAAAACCAGAGGAAUUUCUACCACAGGGAUUUUUGGAUAGGACUAAGGAGUUGGGAAUGAUAUGUGGGUGGACUCCACAAAUUGAGGUACUGGCCCACAGAGCAAUCGGAGGGUUUGUAUCACACUGUGGAUGGAAUUCAAUAUUGGAGAGCUUGUGGCAUGGUGUACCGAUUAUAACAUGGCCAUUGUAUGCGGAGCAGCAGAUUAAUGCAUUCCAGAUUGUGAAGGAUUUGGGUUUGGGAGUUGAACUUAGAUUGGACUACAGAAGGGACGGUGGUGAUGUUGAUGUUGUGAUGAGAGAUGAGAUAGAGAAGGCAGUUAGAUUUGUGAUGGACGGUGAUAGCGAGGUGAGGCAGAGGGUCCAGGAAGCGAGUGAAAAGUGUAGGAAGGCCGUUGUGGAAGGUGGGUCUUCAUUUAGUUCCAUUGGAAGCUUGAUUGAGGCUAUUCUAGCAAACAUCUCUUGAGGAGGCUAUUCGGCCUCUUUUAGAUUUUAUUUUUAUUUUUAUUUAUUUUUUUCGCUCUAAAGAUUUUAUUUUUAUUUUUCCUUUUUAUGUGUAUGCCAAACACAUGUGUAGUUUCGUUAAUUUUGACAUAAAUUAUUAAUUAAAGUAUCGAAUUAUUACUAA